Messenger RNA from Kluyveromyces lactis, 1371 nucleotides. RefSeq names its product rRNA-processing protein LAS1 (gene LAS1). Gene Ontology annotation, biological process: maturation of LSU-rRNA; maturation of 5.8S rRNA. Gene Ontology annotation, molecular function: endonuclease activity. The record is from RefSeq and is a predicted model, not a curated record. Lineage: Eukaryota; Fungi; Ascomycota; Saccharomycetes; Saccharomycetales; Saccharomycetaceae. The transcript has a single exon. Bases 1 to 1371 code for a protein of 456 amino acids. Gene Ontology annotation, cellular component: preribosome, large subunit precursor; Las1 complex.
AUGAGAAUAACGCCUUGGAGAUCGAGAUCUGAGCUUGAACAGUUGAAGCAAUGGUUGUUUGUAGAUGAUACUCCAGCAUCGAAGAGAAGGGCCAUACAACGAAUUGACGCAUACCUUACCAGGGGUCCAUAUCUCCCACAUAUAAUAGAAUAUACGGUCCGUUUGAUGCAAUGCCAGUUGAACGACCCUGGCGAGGCGCAAGACGGCGAUGAUAUGGAAUAUUUGAAAUGGCAGUACUGCAUGGUCUUGAUUAGGUUUGUGAACGGUAUGUUAGACCCAGUGCAACAGGCACAGUUUGCUAUCCCAUUACACACACUUGCUGAAAAUAUAGGGUUGCCCAGUUGGUUCGUUGAGUUACGUCAUUUGAGUACACAUGAAAGAGAACUGCCUAGUCUUGAGAUGCUACGAUUGUGUUGCAAGGAAGCGAUACAAUGGACGUGGGAUAAUUAUUGGAAUAAUGAUGAAUGGGAAGAGGAAGAUCAGGACUUUGAUGAGGCUGAAGAUGAGGAUGCGACUGAUGAUAAUGACGACUCAGAAGCCAAGAAAAGGAAAUCACAGUCAUCUGUUCAACUGAAAUCCUUAUUCACUCAGUAUACUGGUCUCAAGAGAUUAUUGAAAGAGAAUGAGUACCUAUGGAAACGUCAAAGAAUUGCUAGAUCAACUUUUGGUGAGCAGGACUCAACCGAGGACGAAGAAGUUAGUGAUUGGUUGACAGUUUUGAAAACUGCCUGGAAACAAAUACACAAAUCAGAUUUCGUAGAGUAUAUGAUCUUGCACUGCGACGAAACCUUGUUAGAGAUAUGUUUUCAUUCCUUAGACACAUUCCAAGUCAGGUGUAUAGAGUGGCUAAUAGAAAACUACGAGAAGAGGAUCAUGAAUGAAGAGACGAAGAUUACGGAUCGGUUCUCAAAUCAUAAGAAGCUCUUGAAAUUCGUAAAUAAGUGUUGUUCCAUGGUUAACGGCAGAAAGUUUUUGAGUAAUGGAUUGUUUAGUAAUGUGGUAGAUAAGUACCACAACUAUCUCGUGUUACACAUCUUAAAGAAUUUGAGUAAUGAAAGUGGAUCUAGUGGUAAUUACAGCGGUAGUAAGUCAAGAAAGAAGAAGAAAGCGAAUGAGAUAGACGCGAAAAAAGUUAUUGAAGAAUUUGAGGCAAAGGGGAUCAGGAACGUUGAAUUAGAGCUCUACAAUUCAAGGAAAAGGACGUCUUCUGAAGAAAUAGAGCCUGUUUCGGAAGAUUCCCCGGCCUUGGAUAUAUUGAAAGACUUGAAUGAAUUGAAAAAUCAGUUCAAAAAGAUCAAACAAAGCAAUGCCCCCAUCUCCAACUGGCAAGAAGUCACCGAGUGGACGCCUAGACCAUUUGGCGUUUUGUAA